This is a messenger RNA of Prosopis cineraria, 1271 nucleotides long. RefSeq lists its product as uncharacterized. Lineage: Eukaryota; Viridiplantae; Streptophyta; Magnoliopsida; Fabales; Fabaceae. The transcript has 2 exons. Bases 139 to 939 code for a protein of 266 amino acids. The record is from RefSeq and is a predicted model, not a curated record.
AAGAGCCUCAUUUUCGUUCGUCCCCAGAACGUCACAAACUAGAGAGAGAAUCAUCACGACAAGUCUCUUCCCCUUCUCCUUCUCUUCGCGCAGAUGACUAUCUAAUAUCUUCUGGGGAACAGUCAUAAACAAAAGGCCAUGGCUUUUCUUCUACCUAACCUUCCUUCGUCCCUCUUUCCCCAAACCAAAUCCAAAGAAAAGCCCUUCUCUCAAAUCCCUUCUCUUUCUAAACUCGCUUCUCACUGUCCUCUGUCUCUCGCCUCUGCUUCUUCUUCUUCACUGAAUUGCCUCCAAACUUCCACUGUACAGGUCGCCCAAGUUAACCCACCCCCAGGUGCUCAGGAUGACAAGAAUCAGAAAGAUGAUUUCUUUGUCAAUCUAGGCUUUGCUGUUCGGACUCUUCGCGAGGACCUCCCUCUUCUCUUCGUCCAAGAUCUCAAUUAUGAAAUCUACAGGGAUGACAUAACAUUUAAGGACCCUUUAAAUACGUUCACUGGAAUUGAAAAGUACAAAUUGAUCUUCUGGGCAUUGAGGUUUCAUGGCAAAAUUUUGUUUCGUGAGAUUGCUUUGGAUGUGUAUAGGAUAUGGCAGCCUUCAGAGAAUGAGAUACUGAUCAGGUGGAACCUGAGGGGAGUCCCUAGAGUUCCAUGGGAAACCAAGGGAGAAUUUCAGGGCACUUCGCGUUAUAAAGUGGACAGAAAUGGUAAAAUUUAUGAACACAAGGUGGACAAUUUAGCAUUCAAUUUCCCUCGGACACUCAAACCUGUCUCAGUUUUGGACUUGGUCACUGCAUGCCCUGCUAGUCCAAACCCUACGUUUUUGUGGGGUCCUGCAAAUUCCUACUCUUCUUCGUGGAUUGAGUUCUAUCGAGCAGUUAAAGGAACAUUGGAUCAAGAUGGUAGGUUGCUACCUCAAGAUGGUCUAGCUACAUGUUCAUAGUCAUCUGAUAGGUAAUUUAUACCAUACGAUCGAAUAGGUUAGGUAUAACUAUCUGAUGAAUGCUCAUAUACUAUGGGUUUUUGUUGAUGUAUAAGAGUGUAUAUAGAUAGGCAGAGAUGCUGAAGAGUCCUAGUUGCUCACUCUGAAAUGAAUCCUUCCAUGGUUGGUGUGCUCAUACAAUAUGACAUGUAUCUAUAUGCAAUAUUCUUAAGAGAUUCACUUCAAUUCUGUCACUAUUUUUUUUUUUCCUUUUGUUAUAGCUGAAACAUAUGGAUCACACUUGUUCUGAGGAAACAUAUUUUCACCUGCCUUGUAUUACUAUAGUUCAGUUA